AUGGGUGCAUCAGCCGGUCGUUUGAGUCAAGUUCAAGCCGAAUCCGUUGAGCAAAUGUCGCGUGUGGAUUCCGAAACCAUCUCUCGUUCCGAGUAUGAGCUGUCAUCUUCCGAGUGCUCCGUGGAAAUGGGUAAGUGGGGCAAUUUGGGGAUUGCACAGUGCGAAAAUGCGAAACUUUCGUCUGCACUGUGCGGGAGGAUUGUCUUUUGUUUUUUGCACUGUGCGGUCAUCGCAGAAUUGCGAUAGCGAUUUGCACAGUGCGAUAAAUUUAUUUUUGUCUCAUCGCACAGUGCACGGAAGAGUUUGCGACAUCUUCUGCUCCGCACUGUGCGGCCUAAAUUUUUCUCCAUUGCACAGUGCGAAAAUCCGAGAUCGGAGUCUGCACUGUGCGAGAGGAUUGUCUUUUGUUUUUUGCACUGUGCGGCCACGACAGAAUUGCGAUAUCGAUUUGCACUGUGCGAUAAAUUUAUUUUUGUUUCAUCGCACAGUGCGACACAAUUUUUGCGACGUCUUCUGCUCCGCACUGUGCGGCCUAAAUUUUUCUCCAUUGCACAGUGCGACACAAUUUUUGCGACGUCUUCUGCUCCGCACUGUGCAAACUGUUGUCCAUUGCACAGUGCGCUUCCAAAAAAAUUGCGAUUUGCACUGUGCGGACAAGGCAAAAUUGCGACAGCGAUUUGCACUGUGCGAUAAAUUUAUUUUUGUCUCACCGCACAGUGCACGGAACAGUUUGCGACUUCUUCUGCUCCGCACUGUGCGAUAAAUUUCUUUUUGUUUCAUUGCACAGUGCGACACAAUUUUUGCGACAUCUUCUGCUCCGCACUGUGCAAACGGUUGUCCAUUGCACAGUGCGCUUUCGAAAAAUUUGCGAUUUGCACGGUGCGGAAAGUUUCCUGUUUUCUUUGCACAGUGCAUUUUCUAAACUUUUUUGUCUCAUCGCACAGUGCAUGGAAGAUUUUGCGACCCGUUUUUUAUUUUUUACUGCACAGUGCAAAAAAAAGAUUAAAAAAAAUUUUUUGCUCAUUGCACAGUGCACUUUCAAAUUUACGAAUUGCACUGUGCGUAAAACUUUGAAAACAAAAAAUUUUGCGACUUGUUUUUCUCUGCACUGUGCAAAAUAAAUUAUGGUCCAUUGCACAGUGCGUUUUCAAACAACUUGCGAUUUGCACGGUGCGGAAAAGAUCUUUUUGUUUCUCUUGCACAGUGCGCAUUUUUUUUCUUUCUUUUGCACAGUGCGGCACAAUUUUUGUGAUGUUCUCUGCCUCGCACUGUGCAAAAUAAAUUUUUUGUCCAUUGCACAGUGCGGAUUUGUCAAAAUUUCCAAUUGCACUGUGCAGAUCGCCGGUUUUAAAUUUCUUUGCACAGUGCAAAAUAAAUUAUGGUCCAUUGCACAGUGCGUUUUCAAACAACUUGCGAUUUGCACGGUGCGGAAACCUCUUUUUGUUUGUUUUGCACAGUGCGACGCAAUUUUUGAGACAUCUUCUUCCACGCACAGUGCAAAAUAAACUUCUUCCACGCACUGUGCAAAAUAAAUUUUUUGUCCAUUGCACAGUGCGGUGUUGUCAAAAUUUCCAAUUGCACUGUGCAGAUCGCCGGUUUUAAAUUUCUUUGCACUGUGCAAGCUCAAAAAUUAGUUUUCAAUUACUAGAAUUACAAAUUUAAGCAAGGAAACCAUUUAAAACCCCAUUUUCAGACGAUUUGGAAAACUCGAUCACCGCUCGUUCCGGGGAGUUUGUGGACACGGCCGUCUCCUACCUCUCCCAAUACAGUCCCACGCCGUCCGAGGUGUCGGUGGAGUUGGGCGGGCAAAUCAAGGGUCUGACCGGUCCGUUGCCCGACCCCGUCCAGUUGACGGACCUGCUGCAGACCGCGGCCAGCGAGUUGAGUACGGCCGAGGAUGGGGAGAGUCUGACGACUUGUGCCUCUUUCUCCGACAGUGAGAACGAAUCAGAGUUGAAGACUGGAGUGGAGAGCUUUGGUGAGUUUUUGGGGGAUUUGUGGGUGAUUCAAGUCCCGUUGCGGCAGAACUCUCCCCUUCAGAACUCCCCCCCUUUUUGAACACUCCCCUUUUUCUGAACCCUCCCCUUUUUGGAACACUCCCCCUCAUUUUGAAAAUUGAAUGUUUUACGAUGGAACUUUUUUUCAAAUUGAGAAAAACUGGGUGCGACAAGAUGUCACACAUAAUUUUUUUUCAAUUUGAAAAAAAAAAAUUUCGUCGUAUAACAUGUCACACCUCAUUUUUUCAAUUUGAAAAAAAAUCAUCGUAUAAGAUGUCACACAUAUUUUUUCAAUUUGAAAGAAUUUUCAUCGUAUAACAUGUCACACCUCAUUUUUUCAAUUUGAAAAAAUCAUCGUAUAACAUGUCACACCUCGUUGUUUCAAUUUUCAAAAUGGGGGAGUGUUCAAUAAGGGGGAGAGUUCAGAUUGGGGGAGAGUUCAGAAAAGCGGGGAAGGUUCAGGCUCAACCUUCAAGUCCAACAACUUUUCUGACCGAUUUUGUCACUUUCUGAUCUAAUCCGUCUAUUUAAUUUAGCUCCCCAUCCCUCGGAUCCACGAGCUUUGAUCACCGCUCCCGCCGUUUCGGCCAUGUUGGAGAAGCUGGACCUGCAGACGGCCAGAGAUCAGCUGGAUGACUAUUUGAACACUGCUACGGCGGACGUGUUGACUGGCCGAGACCAGCUGGACGACUACUUGAACACCGCUACGGCGGACGUGUUGACGGCCAGAGACCAGCUGCAUGACUAUUUGAACACCGCCACGGCGGAUGUGUUGACUGCGCGGGGCCAUUUGGACGACUAUUUGAAUACCGCUACGGCGGAUGUGUUGACGGCCAGAGACCAGCUGCAUGACUAUUUGAAUACGGCCACGGUGGAUGUUUGCACCGGAAAAUCGGAGCUGGAUCUGAGCACCGAGGAAGAGCUGAUGACUGCCAUUGAUCUGGGAGGAAGCAAAGGUCAGUUGUGGGGGAUGGGGAAAAUUGGGGCGAAAUUAGAGGAUAGCAAGUCGAGAAAAUGGCAAAAAAUGUGGGUUUAGUCAUCAAAAUGCCAUCUUUUUGUAGAAAUGCCGAUUUUACGAUUAAAAAAUUUGCUUUUCUCAUUGCACAUGCCUUUAUUUUAAAGCUAAUGUCAUGUUAAUACUUUAGAUGUGGCCACCGCCAUGCAGCGCACCGAUUCCUGCGAGACCGGCCUCAGCGAUUUCUCCGUCUCCGACUACGAUGAGGUUGAAGCCGAAACCAAUGUGGAAAUGGACGAGUUGUGGCCUCAGGGUAAGUGCGGACACCCUUUGAAGAAGAAUACACCUUAUUUUCAGCUCAAAUCGGAUUCCUCCAACUCCGCGACAAGAUCGACACCCCCAAGCCGGAGGAAUUGAAUUUCAACGCCGACCCCGUCCCAUAUCUCUAGAAACAGCCGGUUCAGCUCAUGAUUCAUGGAAAUUUUAUUAGUGAUCUUUCGUAAUUUGGCGUAUCUUGCCAAAAAUAAAUGAAUUAUGAAGGAUUUGGAGGGGUUUUUUGAAGAGGUAAAGAGUUGACACCUUGGGUCAAGUGUUCCUCUCGGUUGAAAAAUAGGGCGAAUUUCAUCUGCAAGUUAGAUGAAAAUGGUGAGGAGCAGCUCGGAAACAAACAUUGGAAAAAUUGACUUGAAAAACUCAUUUUUUCGAUUUUUUCCGCGCUGCGCCCAGCCAUUUUCAGCCAACUUUCAGAUAUGAAGUCCAUUGCACAGUGCGCUUUCGAAAAAUUUGCGAUUUGCACGGUGCGGAAAGUUUCCUGUUUUCUUUGCACAGUGCAUUUUCUAAACUUUUUUGUCUCAUCGCACAGUGCAUGGAAGAUUUUGCGACCCGUUUUUUAUUUUUUACUGCACAGUGCAAAAAAAAGAUUAAAAAAAAUUUUUUGCUCAUUGCACAGUGCACUUUCAAAUUUACGAAUUGCACUGUGCGUAAAACUUUGAAAACAAAAAAUUUUGCGACUUGUUUUUCUCUGCACUGUGCAAAAUAAAUUAUGGUCCAUUGCACAGUGCGUUUUCAAACAACUUGCGAUUUGCACGGUGCGGAAAAGAUCUUUUUGUUUCUCUUGCACAGUGCGCAUUUUUUUUCUUUCUUUUGCACAGUGCGGCACAAUUUUUGUGAUGUUCUCUGCCUCGCACUGUGCAAAAUAAAUUUUUUGUCCAUUGCACAGUGCGGAUUUGUCAAAAUUUCCAAUUGCACUGUGCAGAUCGCCGGUUUUAAAUUUCUUUGCACAGUGCAAAAUAAAUUAUGGUCCAUUGCACAGUGCGUUUUCAAACAACUUGCGAUUUGCACGGUGCGGAAACCUCUUUUUGUUUGUUUUGCACAGUGCGACGCAAUUUUUGAGACAUCUUCUUCCACGCACAGUGCAAAAUAAACUUCUUCCACGCACUGUGCAAAAUAAAUUUUUUGUCCAUUGCACAGUGCGGUGUUGUCAAAAUUUCCAAUUGCACUGUGCAGAUCGCCGGUUUUAAAUUUCUUUGCACUGUGCAAGCUCAAAAAUUAGUUUUCAAUUACUAGAAUUACAAAUUUAAGCAAGGAAACCAUUUAAAACCCCAUUUUCAGACGAUUUGGAAAACUCGAUCACCGCUCGUUCCGGGGAGUUUGUGGACACGGCCGUCUCCUACCUCUCCCAAUACAGUCCCACGCCGUCCGAGGUGUCGGUGGAGUUGGGCGGGCAAAUCAAGGGUCUGACCGGUCCGUUGCCCGACCCCGUCCAGUUGACGGACCUGCUGCAGACCGCGGCCAGCGAGUUGAGUACGGCCGAGGAUGGGGAGAGUCUGACGACUUGUGCCUCUUUCUCCGACAGUGAGAACGAAUCAGAGUUGAAGACUGGAGUGGAGAGCUUUGGUGAGUUUUUGGGGGAUUUGUGGGUGAUUCAAGUCCCGUUGCGGCAGAACUCUCCCCCUUCAGAACUCCCCCCUUUUUGAACACUCCCCUUUUUCUGAACCCUCCCCUUUUUGGAACACUCCCCCUCAUUUUGAAAAUUGAAUGUUUUACGAUGGAACUUUUUUUCAAAUUGAGAAAAACUGGGUGCGACAAGAUGUCACACAUAAUUUUUUUUUCAAUUUGAAAAAAAAAAAUUUCGUCGUAUAACAUGUCACACCUCAUUUUUUCAAUUUGAAAAAAAAUCAUCGUAUAAGAUGUCACACAUAUUUUUUCAAUUUGAAAGAAUUUUCAUCGUAUAACAUGUCACACCUCAUUUUUUCAAUUUGAAAAAAUCAUCGUAUAACAUGUCACACCUCGUUGUUUCAAUUUUCAAAAUGGGGGAGUGUUCAAUAAGGGGGGAGAGUUCAGAUUGGGGGAGAGUUCAGAAAAGCGGGGAAGGUUCAGGCUCAACCUUCAAGUCCAACAACUUUUCUGACCGAUUUUGUCACUUUCUGAUCUAAUCCGUCUAUUUAAUUUAGCUCCCCAUCCCUCGGAUCCACGAGCUUUGAUCACCGCUCCCGCCGUUUCGGCCAUGUUGGAGAAGCUGGACCUGCAGACGGCCAGAGAUCAGCUGGAUGACUAUUUGAACACUGCUACGGCGGACGUGUUGACUGGCCGAGACCAGCUGGACGACUACUUGAACACCGCUACGGCGGACGUGUUGACGGCCAGAGACCAGCUGCAUGACUAUUUGAACACCGCCACGGCGGAUGUGUUGACUGCGCGGGGCCAUUUGGACGACUAUUUGAAUACCGCUACGGCGGAUGUGUUGACGGCCAGAGACCAGCUGCAUGACUAUUUGAAUACGGCCACGGUGGAUGUUUGCACCGGAAAAUCGGAGCUGGAUCUGAGCACCGAGGAAGAGCUGAUGACUGCCAUUGAUCUGGGAGGAAGCAAAGGUCAGUUGUGGGGGAUGGGGAAAAUUGGGGCGAAAUUAGAGGAUAGCAAGUCGAGAAAAUGGCAAAAAAUGUGGGUUUAGUCAUCAAAAUGCCAUCUUUUUGUAGAAAUGCCGAUUUUACGAUUAAAAAAUUUGCUUUUCUCAUUGCACAUGCCUUUAUUUUAAAGCUAAUGUCAUGUUAAUACUUUAGAUGUGGCCACCGCCAUGCAGCGCACCGAUUCCUGCGAGACCGGCCUCAGCGAUUUCUCCGUCUCCGACUACGAUGAGGUUGAAGCCGAAACCAAUGUGGAAAUGGACGAGUUGUGGCCUCAGGGUAAGUGCGGACACCCUUUGAAGAAGAAUACACCUUAUUUUCAGCUCAAAUCGGAUUCCUCCAACUCCGCGACAAGAUCGACACCCCCAAGCCGGAGGAAUUGAAUUUCAACGCCGACCCCGUCCCAUAUCUCUAG
Bursaphelenchus xylophilus (pine wood nematode) is the source of this 6273-nucleotide messenger RNA. The record is from the annotation of a GenBank genome assembly. NCBI's taxonomy places the organism in Eukaryota, Metazoa, Nematoda, Chromadorea, Rhabditida, Aphelenchoididae.